Molecule: messenger RNA, 1149 nt
Organism: Fraxinus pennsylvanica
Lineage: Eukaryota; Viridiplantae; Streptophyta; Magnoliopsida; Lamiales; Oleaceae
Source: the annotation of a GenBank genome assembly
AUGGUCGACGAUAAGGAGAUGUCGGAUCCUUUAAUGGAUGGGAAUGGUGCUGUCACGGGUCACAUAAUUUCCACCACCGUAGGGGGUAAAAAUGGAGAACCCAAGCAUACAGUAAGUUAUAUGGCAGAGCGAGUGGUGGGAACGGGUUCAUUUGGAAUUGUUUUUCAGGCAAAGUGCCUGGAAACUGGAGAGACUGUGGCUAUUAAGAAGGUCUUGCAAGAUAGAAGAUACAAGAACCGGGAACUGCAGUUAAUGAGGACAAUGGAUCAUCCAAAUGUUGUUUCUCUGAAGCAUUGUUUCUUUUCAACUACGAGCAAAGAUGAGCUAUUUCUCAAUUUAGUUAUGGAAUAUGUUCCGGAAACCAUGUAUCGGGUCGUGAAGCACUAUAGCAACACCAACCAGAGAAUGCCACUCAUCUACGUGAAACUUUAUACAUACCAAAUUUUCAGGGGGCUGGCUUACAUGCAUACAGUUGCUGGAGUAUGCCACAGGGAUUUGAAGCCUCAAAAUGUCCUGGUUAAUCUUCUUACUCAUCAGGUUAAAAUAUGUGAUUUUGGAAGUGCGAAAGUACUAGUGAAAGGGGAAGUAAACAUAUCAUACAUUUGUUCGCGGUUUUAUCGGGCUCCUGAACUGAUUUUUGGUGCAACAGAAUACACUACCUCAAUUGAUAUAUGGUCGGCUGGCUGUGUACUUGCUGAACUUCUUCUUGGACAACCACUGUUUCCUGGGGAAAAUGCAGUGGGCCAGCUUGUGGAAAUUAUCAAGGUUCUUGGAACUCCAACCAGGGAGGAGAUUCGUUGUAUGAAUCCCAACUAUACUGAUUUUAGGUUUCCUCAAAUAAAGGCACAUCCGUGGCACAAGGUCUUUCACAAACGGAUGCCUCCAGAAGCAAUAGACCUUGCCUCCCGGUUGCUGCAAUACUCGCCUAGUCUUCGUUGCACAGCUCUAGAAGCUUGUGCACAUCCUUUCUUUGAUGAGCUUCGAGAACCUAAUGCUCGACUGCCAAAUGGUCACCCAUUGCCACCUAUAUUCAACUUCAAACAGGAGUUGUCUGGAGCGUCACCGGAUCUGAUCAACAAGCUUAUUCCCGAUCACGUGAAAAGACAAAUGGGCCUACAGUUUUUUUCAUCUCCCGAGGGCAUGACGUGA